Molecule: messenger RNA, 1905 nt
Organism: Scedosporium apiospermum
Lineage: Eukaryota; Fungi; Ascomycota; Sordariomycetes; Microascales; Microascaceae
Exons: 11
Coding region: 1-1905 (634 amino acids)
Molecular function (GO): methyltransferase activity
Source: RefSeq, a predicted model, not a curated record
AUGGGCGAUCCGGCACAACCGGCAAUAGGCCCAGCCGCCACGACUUCUCCAAAGUCCCCCAGAUCCCCGAAGAGCCCGGGUUCCUCGGUUGAGACGAAUCAGCCUGCGGGUGAGACUCUGCUGGUCGCCGACGAUAACCUCGAAGAAUUCGACGGCGAUGGCGAUUCGGCUUACGGAGUAGCGGAGAAUGAGCGACUUGAUGUUCAGCAUGAUCUUUUUCUCUUGACAUUUGAUGGAAGGCUCCAUGUCGCGAACCUAGACACGGAGCCGCACCGGGUUCUAGAUGCCGGCUGCGGCACGGGCAUUUGGAGCAUCGAGUUUGCCGAUAAACACCCCGAGUCGCAUGUUACGGGUAUUGACUUGAGCCCCAUUCAGCCUUCCUUUGUCCCUCCCAACGUGACCUUUUUCGUUGAUGACCUCGAGGAUGACUGGAACUUUUCCAGCAACUUUGACUUUAUCUUUGCACGUUUCUGCACUGGGUCUAUCGUCGACUGGCCGAGGUUCUUCAAGCAGAGUUUCAGCUUCCUCAACCCUGGUGGCGUCAUCGAGCUCCAAGAUAUCAUUUAUCCAAUGUGCUCUGAUGAUGGGACACUAACUCAAGAUACACCCCUGAAGAGGUGGUCUGACAUGCUCAACGACGCGUUUGCGGGGAUGGGACGAGGUAUGGAUUCCGCCAAGGCAUACCCGAAGCAGCUUGCCGAGGCCGGGUUCGUUGAUAUUGAGGUGGUACGGGAGAAAUGGCCGACCAACCACUGGCCGAAAGAUAAGAAAUACAAGCAAAUCGGUAUUUGGAAUACGGAGAACAUCCUCAACGCUCUUGGUGCGCUGAGUCUCGCCAUCUUCACUAGGCCCAAGGAGGAAAGCGGACUUGGUUGGAGUGUAGCAGAACUUGAGGUUUUGUUAGCUGGCGUCCGCAAGGACAUGAGAGACACAAGAAUCCAUGGCUAUUGGCAAAUCUCUCUCCAUCUCAUCAUUUGGACGCGUGACAACUACACUGCAGCUGCCGAAUCUAAUUGCCGCUGCGCAUCAGCGACGAUGAGGCUCAAGAAGAUCGAUUUCCGGGACGUUCAGGCCGAUUUGGACCUGGGCGUGCCUGUCAAGUUCAACUCUUCGUUCCACACUGCCGACGAAGCCCCCGACUUGCCCAUCCCCUCGGAACUGCCAUCCUCCUUUCGACGCUGGUUGCCCCUCAUCCUGCGGUCGAGGAACAUCGAAGAGAGAGACCUCCAAAUAGUGCGGUUCACUCCCGCCAUGACUCGCCUCCUCGUUGAUGCUUCCAGCGCAUCCAUCCACACUCGUGUUCUCAAUAAGGCGCUCGCUGAGGACCUGGAGGAAGAGGUGGGACCUGCUUUCGAAGUGCCCGGGCGAGCCGCGGUGCAUUCUUACGAGGACAUCGUUUUACAGCUCACGACAUCGUCGCGUGCUCGGAUCACAAUGACAAACUACUUGAGGAAACGCCUUGACGAGCCUCUAGAGUUGUACUUCCUCCCUUUCGACGAGCGGAUGAAGACUGAAAUGGAAUACAGAGUUUUCUGUGCCCCUGAGACACUGGACAUUUGUGCAAUUAGCCAGUACCAGUGGCAUAAGCCGUGGCGAUUCGGAAAGAAGACCGACCGUGAAAUGGAGAUCAUCGCUGAGAGAAUCCUAGCUGGAGCAAGAGAGAUACGGCUGCAGAUACUGAGCGAUCUUCGAGGGCCUAGUGAUGAGCUCGACGACAUGCUUCGUCGGCAAGGGGUGACCUUUGAUGUCUGGUAUGAUGAUGCGCGUGAUAAGGUGGAACUAGUGGAGCUCAACACAUUUGGUGUGAGGAGCGCUUGCGGUGCUUGUCUUUUUCAUUGGGUGAAGGAUAGAGAUGUCAUGUACGGAGUUGGCGAUGGAGAGGUUGAGUUCCGUGUCGUUAUAUGA